This is a messenger RNA of Fusarium pseudograminearum CS3096, 1338 nucleotides long. RefSeq lists its product as uncharacterized. The coding region runs from base 1 to 1338 and encodes 445 amino acids. The transcript has 2 exons. The record is from RefSeq and is a predicted model, not a curated record. Lineage: Eukaryota; Fungi; Ascomycota; Sordariomycetes; Hypocreales; Nectriaceae.
AUGAUUCGAAAAAUCGUUCCGCCGCUGCUGGCAGUUUUCUGCGUCUUUGCAAUUUUUACCAGCUCGUAUCUCUAUUUUGGACGCGAGUAUCUGACUUGGCCUUCUACUUCAUAUGAUCCCAUAAGUAUCGGGCAUAAUGAGGCGCAGUCGAGUACCAAUUCAACGUCUUUCAAGACCGAGGCCAAGACCACGAGCGCAGAUGUGCAGUCAGCCACUUCAUCAGUACCUGCACCUACUCCAACCGUAUUAAAUGGCACUAUCCUUUCAGCGGAGCGCAUCUCUCCCUACAUCUCAGCUAUUCUAGAUCCAACAGAUACUACGCUACCAAGAUUGACAUGCCCUGUUCUUAACACUCAACGUUACAAAGAACUACAAAAACAUGAGAACCAGGAGUCUAAGACAGACUAUUUCUUUGCCCUCAACCUACGCAACUGCAAGGAUAUCCUUCCUCAACUUCUGGGCAGUAUCAUUGAGGUAGCCCGAUACUUAGGUGCUAAUAGAUCGGCCUUAAGUAUCGUCGAAGGCAACAGUUUUGACGGUUCAGCUGAUAUACUAUCAGCACUUGAUCCAUUCCUCAAGGACUUGGGCUUGGUAUAUUUUUAUAACAACUCAAAAAUUGACCCUUCAAAAAACGCGCGUAUCAAGAAACUCGCUCAACUGCGAAAUUUGGCUCUGGAACCGUUGGUCAAGAAUCGGGUGUCAGCUUCACCCCAGACAACUAUCCUCUUCCUCAACGAUGUUGCCCCUUGCCCGGAGGACAUUCUCGAACUCGCUCUCCAACGGAAACGCCUCAAGGCUGACCAGGCCUGUGGAAUGGAUUGGACCUACGCUGGAGAGCACCCGACCUUCUACGAUGUCUGGGUGGCUCGUACGAUUACAGGGGGUUCAUUUUUUGAUGUAGGUUCUGAUGGAUCUUGGGACGAAGCUUGGGAUCUUUUUCGAAAUGAUGCAGCGACUCGCGAGAGAUUCGAGAAUAAGAAACCAUUCCAAGUCUUUGCUUGUUGGAAUGGAGCGACCGCAAUCAAUGCAGCUCCGUUUUUGAAUGGACUUAGAUUCAGAGAAAGCCACCCUAAAGAAUGCUUCCAAGGAGAACCCACGCUGCUGUCAAAGGAUCUCUGGCAUAGGGGCUUUGGUAAAAUUGCUGUCAUUCCCAGUGUCAAUCUCGAAUACUCGAUAGAGCAAGCCGCCAAGAUAAAACAACUCAAAGGAUAUGUGUCGGAUAUAGUUGGCAACGAGGAUGACGAUGCCAUUGAGUGGAAGAAUUCACCUCCCGAAAAUGUAAAGUGUAUGCCGACUUGGGAAACACAAAGCUGGAGGCCAUGGGACGAGACGUUGUAA